AUGACACAGCAAACAGAGACACAAGACACAGCAAACAAAGACACAAGACACAGGAAACAAAGACACAAGACACAGCAAACAAAGACACAAGACACAGCAAACAAAGACACAAGACACAGGAAACAAAGACACAAGACACAGCAAACAAAGACACAAGACACAGCAAACAAAGACACAAGACACAGCAAACAAAGACACAAGACACAGGAAACAAAGACACAAGACACAGGAAACAAAGACACAAGACACAGGAAACAAAGACACAAGACACAGGAAACAAAGACACAAGACACAGGAAACAAAGACACAAGACACAGGAAACAAAGACACAAGACACAGCAAACAAAGACACAAGACACAGGAAACAAAGACACAAGACACAGGAAACAAAGACACAUGACACAGCAAACAGAGAUACAAGACACAGCAAACAAAGACACAAGACACAGCAAACAAAGAUACAAGACACAGCAAACAGAGACACAAGACACAGCAAACAAAGACACAAGACACAGCAAACAGAGACACAAGACACAGCAAACAAAGAUACAAGACACAGCAAACAGAGACACAAGACACAGCAAACAAAGACACAAGACACAGGAAACAAAGACACAAGACACAGCAAACAAAGACACAUGA
Molecule: messenger RNA, 642 nt
Organism: Eriocheir sinensis (Chinese mitten crab)
Lineage: Eukaryota; Metazoa; Arthropoda; Malacostraca; Decapoda; Varunidae
Product: probable elastin-binding protein EbpS
Exons: 1
Coding region: 1-642 (213 amino acids)
Source: RefSeq, a predicted model, not a curated record